AUGGUCCCUUCAAAAAGCCUUCGACCUCUGCGCUCCGCCACCAAGACGCUCAACUCGCUCCCUGUCGCUUACGCAGGUGCUCAGGUAGCAUCGAGAAGAUAUGCAGGUUCAAUUGCGAACUUCAAGCUCCCCACAAUCAACAAUGAGCCAAAUCAACACUACGCGAAAGGCUCGGUCGAUAGGCAGAGGCUGCAAGAAGCAAUUGCAAGACUGAAGAAGCAAGGCCCGGUCCAGGUACCGCUCGCAGUCGGCGGAGAAUACAUCAACAACUCCUCCAUCCUCACACAACAUAACCCCUCGUCGCACGCAGACGUUGUUGCCAAGUACUCCAAUGCAAGCAAGGCAGACGUAAAGAAGGCGAUAGAUUCGGCAUUGGCAGCCAAGCCAGCAUGGGAAGCGUUGCCAUUUGCUGAACGCGCUGCUGUAUUCUUGAAGGCCGCCGAUCUGGUUUCCACCAAAUACCGGUACGAGAUCAUGGCUGCGACUAUGGUGGGCCAGGGCAAGAAUGCUUGGCAAGCUGAGAUUGACGCAGCGGCCGAGUUGUGCGAUUUCUUGAGAUUCAAUGUCAAAUACGCCGAGGAAACAUACGGAAUCCAACCAACACACAACUCUCCAGGAGUGUGGAACCGCGUCGAAUACCGCCCAUUGGAGGGCUUCGUAUACGCCGUGUCUCCCUUCAACUUCACGGCAAUUGGCGGCAAUCUUCCUGCUGCACCAGCCCUCAUGGGUAACGUUGUUGUCUGGAAGCCAUCUCCUGCUGCUAUUACCUCCAACUGGCUUCUUUACCAGAUCCUCAUUGAAGCUGGACUGCCACCGAACGUAGUCCAAUGGGUUCCUGGUGAUGCCGUUGAAGUGACCCAAGAAGUUCUUUCUCACAGACAAUUUGCCGCACUCCACUACACGGGAAGCACAGCAGUUUUUAGAUCUUUGUACGGCAAGAUUGCUGGUGGUGUCGCGGAGGGCAAAUACCAGAGCUACCCACGCAUCGUUGGCGAGACUGGUGGCAAGAACUUCCAUCUCAUCCACAAAGAUGCCGAUAUUCACAACGCAGCUAUUCAGACCGUCCGGGGUGCCUUUGAGUAUCAGGGGCAAAAGUGCAGCGCUUGCUCCCGUCUAUACGUACCAAAAUCCGUCUGGCCCGAGUUCAAGGAAAUUCUCGUCAAGGAAGUCGAAGCCCUCAAGAUUGGCGAGCCAUCUGACUUUUCCAACUUCAUCGGCCCCGUCAUCCACGAAGCUUCCUUCAAAAAGCUUUCCGGUGUCAUCGAUGAGGCCAAGAACGACUCGGAGUUGAAGCUCAUUGUUGGCGGCAAGCACGACAGCAGCAAGGGCUACUUCAUCCACCCCACAAUUUACGAGACUACGAACCCCAACCACCCUCUCCUGUCUCGCGAGCUCUUCGGGCCCAUCCUCGUUGCUUAUGUAUACGACGACGCCGCACCCGACGCCUUCACAAAGAUUAUCAAGCAAAUUGACGAGACUUCCGAAUACGCCUUGACUGGUGCCGUCUUCGCCAAAGACCGCGAGACGAUCAAAUACGCAUCGGAUAAGCUCCGCAACACUGCCGGCAACUUCUACAUCAAUUGCAAGAGCACAGGCGCCGUGGUUGGACAACAACCCUUUGGUGGCUCACGCGCAAGUGGUACCAACGACAAGGCUGGAAGCGCAAACCUGUUGGCUCGCUUUGUAAACAUGAGGUCGAUCAAGGAGGAGUUUUUGCCUACAGAAAAGGUUGCAUAUCCCAGUAACGAGGUGUAA
Molecule: messenger RNA, 1755 nt
Organism: Plenodomus lingam JN3
Lineage: Eukaryota; Fungi; Ascomycota; Dothideomycetes; Pleosporales; Leptosphaeriaceae
Cellular component (GO): mitochondrial matrix
Molecular function (GO): L-glutamate gamma-semialdehyde dehydrogenase (NAD+) activity
Source: RefSeq, a predicted model, not a curated record